Molecule: messenger RNA, 2157 nt
Organism: Haliotis rubra (blacklip abalone)
Lineage: Eukaryota; Metazoa; Mollusca; Gastropoda; Lepetellida; Haliotidae
Product: kelch domain-containing protein 8A-like
Exons: 6
Coding region: 35-1069 (344 amino acids)
Molecular function (GO): protein binding
Source: RefSeq, a predicted model, not a curated record
CAUUACUUCAGGAAACCGUUUUGACAGCAACAAAAUGUCUUCAGGAAGUUUCCGCUGGCAGUCGAUGAAGUCCAUGCCCACGAAGAGGGUGUUUGCAACGCCAGUGACGUACCAGGACAGCCUGUAUGUGGUGGGGGGAUGUGACGAGAAGGGGGCACCUCUGGACAAUGUGGAGGUGUAUGACAUGAGUGAGAAGGAAGUCAAGUGGAAGAAGCUGUCACCAAUGCCGACGAAGCGAGCUGGUCCUGGUGUGGCAGCAGUGAAAAACAAGAUCAUAGUUAUUGGAGGCGUGUCGGAGGCCCAGAACCCCCUCGAUGUGGUCGGAGUGUACGACAUAGAUAAGAAAGAGUGGACGACGGGAGAAAGCAUGAUUGAACCGCUCCUCGGAAUGUCUGUAUUAGUGAAAGAUGGGAAGAUUCUUGUCCUUGGUGGCAUGGGAAAAGAUACAAAUCCUAAUGACUACUUCUUUGAGUUGGACGUUGACUCAGAUCCAUUCAAGUGGCGCCGUUUACCUGGGAUGCCAACACCCCGUUAUGCCUCCGCUACCUUCUGUAUCGGAUCCGACCUGUUUGUUAUAGGUGGACGACAGGGUAAGAUUCCCACAGAUGCAUUUGAGGUGUAUCACUUCGAGACCAAGAAGUGGGAAAAGCUACCACCUGUUCCUAGCAAGCGGGUGUUCCCGAUGUACACGACAGAUGACACCAACAUCUACAGUCUGGGGGGACUGCAACAACCACCCGACCUCGGCUUCUCUGAUGUCUGUGAAGUCUUCAGUGUAGAGAAAAAAACCUGGAAGGUGGGCACCCCGAUGCCUACGAAGAGAGGUGAUAUGGCCGCUGGGAUUGUUGGAGGAAAGGUUGUAUGUGCUGGUGGACUAGGUAACACUGGCAAACCUCUGCAAGUUGUAGAGGUAUAUGACCCUGCAAGCAACACAUGGACGGAGAUCUCGAACCUGCCAACCACACACUGCUCAUGUGCAUGUAUCAUCUUCAAGAACAGGCUACAUGUGAUAGGUGGUCUGUCUCUGAAGGGGCCCAGUUCCUGUAUGGAGGCCCUCAGCUACUCCUAAGCCGUGCUGGAUGCUGUAGGGACACAGCAGGGGUUUCUCAGGUCAUCACCGCCUCUCUUGCUCAUCAUCAGCUGUAGUAGACAGACAUGAACUCUCCACAGUUCCUGGCUGUCCUUUGUGGGAUAAAGUCUUUGGCAUUUUGGAUUUUAUGUUUCAUGAUAGUGAAGAAAAUAAAUUGAUAAUUUUUUGAAAGGAAAUAAUUCAGUCAGGGAAAAUAUAGGUUCCAGGAUCACCUUUGAUAUUUUAACACAUUAACCAGUCAUCUUUAGGCAAUAUAAGAAUACUUUUUCCUAUGCUAUGAUGAAAAUCACUUAUCCGAUACAAAAUUUGUCUCUAGAAAUAUAUCUUGUCAAAUAUUUCAUUUACUUUCCUGCAGUAUUUGCUGGGGGCUGUGUGCAAUAAGUAGGCAGGGAGCUAUGUUUCCCCAUCAACUGUCUUAUCCAGCGACUGCUGACAGCACUGCUUAGGUCUCCAAGACUUGUUGCUACUUAAUGCAUGAAACCAUCCUGAAGUGAAGUAUGUAUAAAGUAAUGAAGCUGUUUUUGUUCUACAUUCUUGUGGCAGCACUGCUGCAGCCUACUGCUAAGAUAUAAUGUCACGUAUAUGUAUGUGGCGACUAGUGGAAUGAUGAUGGUUACAGAGCUUCAGAUAAAGUGAAACUAUGUUAGUCCUGUUGACCAACCCUCCAGACAUCUCCAUGCUGUACGUCAAGACAUCAAACAGGAAGUGGUUCAGCUUUGAUUAUUUUUUUCAUUAAUUUAUCACAAGUCAACUUUGUUUACUUUAAUCAUACACAGAAUAACUAAUUUUGUUAUUGAUAAAUCGUGAAACUUAAAUGUUGAUAUAUGGAUACAAAACUUCCCAGUCGGUAACAUCUGUAGAGAACAGUUGAUACAGUUUUCAGUUGAUUGGACAUCUGUAGAGAACAGUUGAUACAGUUUUCAGUUGAUUGGAACAUCUGUAGAGAACAGUUGAUACAGUUUUCAGGUGAUUGGAACAUCUGUAGAGAACAGUUGAUACAGUUUUCAGUUGAUUGGAACAUCUGUAGAGAACAGUUGAUACAGUUUUCAGUUGAUUGGAACAUCUGU